Molecule: messenger RNA, 2615 nt
Organism: Vitrella brassicaformis
Lineage: Eukaryota; Vitrellaceae
Source: the annotation of a GenBank genome assembly
GUGAGUGAGUGAUGCGUACACAUGAACGGACAGAGACAAAAAGAAAUGUCAUUCAUGGUUGUGGGCUGGUUGUGGAGACCGCAUCGGGUAGUGCUGCCGUCCGUGUGUCGUAGGGUGACACUCGUGUCGAGUACUUGUUGGCUAGGUGGAACCAGUAGGUCUCGAACGACUCGUCCUGGAAGGCCAUCCACGGGCCGCUAUCUGCCGCUGACCUGAAUGAACCACACACAUACACACAUACACACAUACACACACGUGCAGACAGACAGACAGACAGACAGACAUAGAGACAGACAGACAGACAUAGAGACAGACAAGGACGAGACAUGCAUCGCAUCGUGCUGACUGACCUUGCCCUGUCGAUGAGCCGCUGGGCUUCCUCAGGCGCGACAGCGAUGCCGCCGCGAAAGACGUUGCCCUCGUUGUCAAGAGUCAAAAACGAAUGCGUCCUGUCAGUCAGCACACACAGUGGCAGUGUGGCAGCAAGCAGACAGGGAGACACACCACCAUGAAGCUGCACACCUUCUUUUGCCGGUGCAGUGCAGUCUCAUGAAGCAUUCGGUGCAGAAGAGGUCAAGGCAGUCCUCGCACAGUUUGGUGGCGUUGGCCUCCUCGCACUCCCAACACACCAUACCGUUCAGGAUCCGCUUCAGGUACUUGCACGCUCCACUACAGGCACAUUAAUGUGUGAGUGUGUUGGUGUCUCUGGGCAUCAGUGGCUCGCUGGCUCGCUGUCUCACGCACUAACCCAGCGGCCUGUGUGGUCUGUGUCUGUGUGUUAGAGUGUGCGGCGUUCCAGCACCGGUCGCAAAAGAAAAGGCCGUCCUGCACACACUCGCACGUCGCCAGCGCCAGGUCGCACACGCUGCACACCAGCUGCUCGACGUCAUUCGUCAAAUGCAAUCGACGCUUCCCUGUUGUGUGUGCCGACACAAGGCUCCCAGUUCAUCAAAACGAUACAUGAGUGGCUGGUUGGCCACUUGCCUGUGGCGUGCAGGGCGUUGAAGCACCCCUGGCAGAAGAAGUCUCUGCACUGCAGGCACUUGUAGACGGCCGCCCGCUGCUCGCACUCGGUGCACACCACAACGCUCUCGGGCUUCUUGAGAAUCUCGUGACGGACCUACACGAAACAAAAGCCCUGCGAUCAGUGAGUGCCGUCGGUGUCUCUCUUGUCCAUGUAUACAUGUUCGCCCGCGCCUCACUUGUUCCUUUCUGAUUUCCCGCAGGAACUCGAGAGGGUCCCUCAGGUCCGAAACGAUGGUCUGCAGGUCAUACUGCUUCUCGAUGUAGGCCUCGAAUGUCUACGCCACCAUGAGACAAUACGAAAAGCUCGUCAUCAACAGAGAAAAGCCGGACGUCUGUCGGGGAGUCGCUGACCGCUUUGAGGGCUCUGGCAAGGUAGAAUUCUGUGGUUGUGUCGAUGUUGCAGAUCUUGGCCAGCCGCUCAAUCACAUCGGGGGUGGACGGGGGCAGAUGCUUGUUGACCCGCUCCAGCACAAAUGAGGUGAUGCUACGCAAAUCGCUCUCACGAUCCUCUGCAAACAAAUAAGAACCAUAAAGGGGACGACUGUCUGGAUGUUUCCUGUUCUGUUGGUGUGUUGUUGACCUGGUGGGGGUGGCUGGGGCUUGUAUGCUCGCUGAAGGAAGGCCUUCUGCUUCUGAUACAUCUUGGAGAAGCGUUCGAUGACAGGAUGGACCUUCUGGAUCUUCUUGGUCUUGGUGUGAUAAUACGCCAUCUACACAACCAUAUAAUGAUGCGAGCGUCUGCGAACCAUUGCAUAACCCCGCUGGGUCCCACGCGCUUCGUGUGGCCUCACCUGACCUCCUUAUCGUCAUCCUGGAACUCCUGCCACCCCUCCGGCAGCGACGCAAGGGCGGCCUCCUCCGCAAUCCAAAGAUACUCGGGCUCAGCAACAGGGUCAAUGCCCAGAAGCCUCGCGACCCUCACGAUAAGCUCAGAGUUGAGAGAUCCGUCCCUUUCGAUGUCCAGGGGGAGGGUCAUGGGGCCUCCCCCUCUCGCGUAAGUGGGGGAGGGGUCUGGCGAAGGAGCACCGCUCUUCUUGCCCUUCAACUUUGCCGACAGCGUUGCCAUGCUGGAGCUCUCUUGCCCGGCGCCUUUAAAACAUUGCCCCGCACCCUCGCGGCUUAGCUCGCUGGCCCCCAGCGUGCAUGUCAUGCAACAGAGCCGGCAGCCGCCUCUGUUAAUACGACGAUGUACCCACAAGGACUACACCAAUGCAUACAGUACAGCACACACACACACACACACAAACAGCCAUGCACGCAUGUGCGUGUAGCCAUGUGGGCAUUCGGGGUGCCCGCUGGACUAUUUGUGCAUCUACGAAUGAGUAAGUGGGUCUGUCCACGUCUCGUCACUUCUUCUCUCCCCGAACUCCUCUCCUUCCCCAUCGUCGGACGGUAUCGGACGGUGGCUUGGCCAAGUACUCAGCGCCAUCCUCGCCCUUGAAGGGCCUCUCCUUGCCCUUGUUACCUUCAAAUCAAGGACACACGCGGGCAGAUCUUGGAUCACGGGAUGUGUGGAAGUACCCCACGACGCUCUUCCCAUCCUUGCGCUCAUACCUACUCGACAAACAGUGCGUAUCGUCAAACACCAU